CGUCACUUUCAUCCUAUAAAAAAAAGCAUCUCAACCUUUUGUUCUCGAUAGAAACCAGCGCGAGGCUAUUUCCGCACAAUCUACAGAACCGAAGUUUGGGAGCUCAUCGUGAUCCACCGAUCAGAGAACAAUAAUUAAAACCGGACAAUGUCGACACUUGCAGCGGCUAGGGCAGACAACUUCUACUACCCUCCAGAAUGGGAACCAAAGAAGGGUGGAUUGAACAAGUUCAAUGGACAACAUGCCUUGAGAGAAAGAGCAAGAAAAUUAGACCAAGGAAUCUUAAUCAUAAGAUUUGAAAUGCCUUACCAUAUCUGGUGUGGUGGUUGCAAUUCCAUGAUUGCAAAGGGUGUAAGAUUCAAUGCAGAAAAAAAACAAGUGGGAAAUUAUUACUCUACAAAGAUAUGGAGCUUCACCAUGAAAGCUCCAUGCUGCAAACAUGUAAUUGUGAUUCAAACAGAUCCAAAGAAUUGUGAGUAUUUGGUUAUCAGUGGGGCCCAAAAGAAGGUUGAAGAGUUUGAACCUGAAGAUGCAGAAACUAUGGUACUUCAAGUUGAGGAAGAGAAAAACAAGCUAGUUGAUCCUUUUUAUCGCCUUGAACACCAAGAGGAGGAUUUAAAGAAGAAAAAAGAAGCUGAACCUUUGCUUGUGAGACUUCAAAAAGUGUCUGAUUCCAGACAUUUGGAUGAUUAUUCAUUAAACAAAUCUUUACGUGCCAAACUUAGGAGUCAAAAGAAAAGAGUAGCAGAAGAAGAAACAUCUGCAAGAAAAAUGGGACUUGGGAUAAGACUACUUCCACCAUCUGAACAAGACAUUGUUGCUGCUAAACGUGUCAAGUUUUCUUCAAAUUUCAACAAGAAUAGGGAUGAAAAACGCGCAUUGAUCAAGUCAAGUUCCAUCUUUUCAGGGGUAUAUUCGUCCAAUUCAAAAAGAUCAGAGCUUGAGAUGAAAAGAAGAAGGAUAAAUGCACCAAAAGCGUCUGAGUUGUUGUCUGGAGGGUUUAAGUCAUCGUCAUUGACACGGGGUGUUGGAUCUUCUUCUUCGGUUUUUAAGAACAGGGCUUAAAAUUUGUUGUUAGAUUUGAAUUUGAUAUGUGUGUAAUUUACUAUAUUUUUUCAUGAUAAUGAUGUUCUUUUGUGUAAAUCUUGAAAGAGUAAAAUGGAUUGUGUUCAUGAAAUAACAAAGUUGUAUGUAAAUUGGAAUGUAUGUCAAUCUUUUAUUCUUUGUAGAGUUA
This is a messenger RNA of Lactuca sativa (garden lettuce), 1234 nucleotides long. Its product is annotated as coiled-coil protein (DUF572). Gene Ontology annotation, cellular component: U2-type spliceosomal complex; post-mRNA release spliceosomal complex. The record is from RefSeq and is a predicted model, not a curated record. Gene Ontology annotation, biological process: mRNA splicing, via spliceosome. NCBI's taxonomy places the organism in Eukaryota, Viridiplantae, Streptophyta, Magnoliopsida, Asterales, Asteraceae.